Botrytis sinoallii is the source of this 1446-nucleotide messenger RNA. RefSeq lists its product as uncharacterized. Gene Ontology annotation, molecular function: FAD binding. The record is from RefSeq and is a predicted model, not a curated record. Bases 1 to 1446 code for a protein of 481 amino acids. The transcript has 5 exons. NCBI's taxonomy places the organism in Eukaryota, Fungi, Ascomycota, Leotiomycetes, Helotiales, Sclerotiniaceae.
AUGUUGUCCAUCACUUUUGUCCUGCCCCUAUUAUAUGCUCUCUCCGUUGCUACAAAUGCAGAUGAUGCGAAUGCUACUAUAAACUCGGCUGUUGCUAGUGUUACAAAAUCUCCAACUACAAAUGUGAAUAUUUGCUGCAAAGCUCUUCAAUUGGCAUUGGGUUCGAAAGUUUCGUAUCUAAGUUCAUCAGCAUACAGUACAUUUUUGAACAAUUUCUAUUCCCAGCAAGAAUCACAACUGUCUCCAGGUUGUAUUGUAUCACCAACAUCCACAAUAGACGUCUCAAUUUCAGUCGGAAUUCUGUCUAUUCUGGGAAAACUUGCCAAUUGGAGUCCGUCAUGUCAAUUCGCUAUCAGAUCCGGAGGCCAUGCACCAGGCGUAAGCCAGGCCAACAUCAAUCAAGGAGUAACGAUAGGUUUGAGUCCGCUUAAUUUCAUAGAUGUUAGCACCGACCAUUCUGUGGUAUCGGUGGGUCCAGGAUUAAAAUGGGGAGAAGUUUAUCUCAAGUUAGAUGCUUUACAACUUGCUGUUCCUGGUGGACGAGUUAACUCAGUUGGCGUUGGAGGAUUGACCAUUGGAGGUGAGUGGAAUAUCCUAUUUCUCUCCCAGGAAAGGAUUCACAUGUGGACAAUGUCCAAGAACUUCGAAAUAGUCCUUGCAAGCGGUAAAAUUGUCAACGCAAAUGCAAAUCUGAAUCCAGAUUUGUAUCUGGCUUUGAAAGGCGGCUCCAAUAAUUUAGGUGUAGUUACCCGAAUCGAUUUCUAUGCUUUUCAACAAGGCAAGUUGUGGGGCGGUAAUAUUUUGUAUCCAGCAACUACCGCGGACCAACAGAUCAACGCUUUGGCAGAUUUUAGCACCGGUCGCAAAUCCGUUAGUAUACCAGCCCUUUACGGCAAUUCAGCCUCAAUACUCCAACACUUGAGAAUUACAAAUUUAACCGACAUUGGAAGCGAAACAGGUGGCACGUUUAUGCAACUUACAGCGCCUGGAACGCCGCUCUUCCCUCCAUUCAAUCACUCUCCAAUAUUACCUGGUCACUAUCAUUUGAACCAGUUUCCCGUUAACAUUCCUGCGAAAUCAGCUUCUGCGGGUGGAAAUCUCCUUGGUGUAACUCCCGCGGAUGGACCACUAAUUGUUGCUCUUCUUACCGCAACAUGGGGCAAUAUCGCCGAUGAUACCGUUGUUGAUAAUACUGCCAAGAAUAUGUUCGACACGAUUGAUGCGUAUGCCAAGGCAUCUGGAUUCUACAACGACUGGCAGUAUCUGAACUAUGCGGCGAACUGGCAAGAUCCGAUUGAUGGGUAUGGAGCGGUGAAUAAGGCGAAGCUUCAAGCUGCAAGUAAAAGUAUGAUCCGCUGGGUGUUUUUCAGAAGGGGGUUACGGGAGGGUUUAAACUUUUGUUUAAUUGAAGGCUUGCUAGAAUCCUAUCUCGGGUUUCGCGGGUAA